Molecule: messenger RNA, 1081 nt
Organism: Lineus longissimus
Lineage: Eukaryota; Metazoa; Nemertea; Pilidiophora; Heteronemertea; Lineidae
Product: carbohydrate sulfotransferase 11-like
Exons: 3
Coding region: 11-1081 (356 amino acids)
Biological process (GO): carbohydrate biosynthetic process
Cellular component (GO): membrane
Molecular function (GO): sulfotransferase activity
Source: RefSeq, a predicted model, not a curated record
ACCUUCUACUAUGCAGUUUAGAAAGCGACUCAUAUCCAUCUUAUUAUUGGUAAACUUUGCCAUCAUAUUGACUUAUCUCGCUAAAACGAACCUUCAUGGACGAGAGGCGGUGAAGAUGGAAAGCUUUGUAAUGCGAUUACCGAGGGGAAUUGUGAACAUGACGAGAAACCCAGCAACAAGAACAACGGCAACUGCAAGAGUAUUAACUAUCUACGAACAAAGGAGGCAGAAAGCUCGGGAUGUCUGCAAGAAGCUGUUUCCGGGCGGAGUGAAUGUGACGUCACUUACAAAACGUGACGUCAACCACUUUUUGGUCGACGAAAAACGCAAGUUCAUCUAUUGUCAGAUUCCAAAGGUGGCAUGCACUAACAUCAUAAGGCUUAUGCUUGGUUUAAAUGGAGUCGAAAACCCUUAUAAUAUCAGCAGUUCUGACAUUUUCCUCUACCAAAAGUAUGAUGUUUACUUGAAUAAAAUGCGCCUACAAUACUACAGAAAGGAAAAGAUUUGGGAGAGAUUGACCAAUGCGAACUACACGAAGUUUUUAUUGGUUCGCGAUCCUUAUGAGCGAUUGUACUCUGCUUACCAGCACAAGUUGGUCGUUGGAACUGUACAGUUUCUACAGAUCUAUGGUUCUCAGAUAUUAAAAAAAUAUCGCCCUGGCCUUAAGACAAAUGAAUACAGGAGGGGACGUGGGGUAAGGUUUGAUGAGUUCCUUACGUUCAGACUGAAUCCUCAAGAUUUUACGAAUGCGCAUGGGAGAUGGAAUAAGUCGGAUGAGCACUGGGCAGAAGUUUAUGAUCUAUGCCAUCCAUGUCACGUGGACUAUGACAUCAUAGGAAAGUACGAGACGGUCGAGACGGAUAUGACGCACGUGAUUUCAUCAUUUGAUCCGCCGACGGAUCUAACAUGGCCGAAACGAAGCGAUCAUUACAAAAACAAGCCCACGGCUGAUAUACUGCAUGAAGGGUAUAGAAACAUUAGCAGCGGGCUGUUGAAGAAUAUAUCUAAACUUUUUGAUAGGGAUGUCAAUAUAUUUGGUUAUGAUGAUGUGGAGUUCUACAAACGAAAUAGUGUUGGUUGA